AUGACGAUGGACGAUAUGCCCCCGAACCCGCCAGCACAGGGACUUGCAGCGCAGAAAGAACUCCCGGACCGCGAGCGAACACCCAUAACGGUCCCGAAACCGGCUUCGGUCGCAGACUCGGCAGCGACCUUGACAACCUCCAAAAUCGUAUCUACUGCCCGGCCUGAAUCAAGCGGCGCUGCGAAAGUCGCCAUUCCACGUUCACGAGCUGGUAUCACCCCGCGUUAUGGUCGCCGUGUUCCCCGAGCUUGCGAAUCAUGCCGAGCGCGCAAGACAAAGUGUUCUGGCGAUACCCCGGUUUGUCGACAGUGUCGUGAAUUUCGCGUUUCGUGCCAGUACCCAGUUGGAUGGAAGGAGAAAACUAAGAAACAGGUGGAAAAGCUCUCUGAGAAAGCCUUGGAUUACGAAAACCUCCUCCGGGAUUUGGGAGGGUUAGUUGAGUCUCGUACUGCGGAUCGUAUCAGGAACUUGCUGGACAAGCAUGGAAUCGAGAACGAAUACUCUUCCAACAACAGCGCCCCUUCCUAUUCAGUUACGCCCCAGGAUGAUGAGGGAGGAGACGGAGGAGAUGCCGACGAACUCAGUUCAUCCUCAUCAAUCGGCUCGCUUGAGGCAAUCGACCGCGUGGAAGAGGAUUUGAACAGGACGGAAGACUCAAGAGCCACGGGUUUCAUGGGGAAGAAUUCGGAGAUUACUUGGAUGCAACGACUGCAGCGAGAGGCGGAACAUCGUGCGCAAGGACUGGUAGGGUCAUUGGAACCAGGACAAAGCAAGCGACAAGACGAUGAUCUCACUCUUCAUGCUGUGAGCUACCACUUGGAUGAUAUGGAAAUUUCCGUCCCCGGACCGGUGGAGCUUUACGCCAUGCCGCCUCGCGAGCUGGCUGAUCAGCUCUUCGACGAUUAUCUACGAACCGUACAUCCAUUCUUUCCCAUUAUCAACCGACCUCUCUUCACUGCUCAAUACCGCUCCUUUUUCGACAGCGCUGCCCGUCCUGGUGACAAAUGGCUUGCGAUCUUGAACAUGAUUUUCGCCAUUGGAGCUAAGCAUGCCCAGCUCAUCGAGUCACCAUGGAAAGGCAAUGAAAAGGACCAUCUUACGUAUCUGACUCGAGCCAGGAUAUUGAGUAUGAACGGAGACGUCUUGUUCAGCCACCCCGAUCUUCAGCAGGUUCAGGUUGAGGGGCUAAUCGCGUUCUACCUCCUGGCAUCAGAUCAGAUCAAUCGAGCCUGGAGAAUCUCCGCUUUAGCAGUACGGUCUGCCAUCACUCUCGGUAUCAACAUGAAAAGCACCAGCCCAACAACACCAAACAUCUCAAAAGAGGCUCGUUACCGGGUUUGGUGGUGUCUAUACACCUUCGAACAUAUGCUAGGAAUAAUGACGGGCCGGGCGACUUGCAUACUGGACGGAAUUUGCACCACGCCUCUACCCAUCCCCUUCGAAGAAGAUCAAUUGCAGGAACCCGAAGCCGCUGAAAUUCUCAAUAACUCGCAUAUUCGGGAUGAUCGAAUCAAUAAAGUCAUGGCCAGUGCAUGGGUUCGACACAUGCCGUUGAAUCCCACCGGCGGCAAAGAAGCCACUCACAAGUCCCGAGAACGUGACAAUUCAUGGGUGAAGAGCCUGACUCCCAACUUCGGUCUCUGUCAUCUUUACUACUGUGACUUGGCAGUCAUCACCCAGGAGAUAGUCAACAAAGUGUACUCGACGGAUUGUGUCAUGGUGCCUUGGGCGCACAUCGAGAACCGUAUUGGUGAACUCCGUUCUCGAAUCGACCUAUGGUUCAGAAGCAUUCCAUCGACACUGGAUUUCACACAAAGGGCCGAUGACGGCCCCGAUCGGCUUCGAUGCAAGCUUGCCCUAGCAUUCCAUUACUACAGUGCUCGGAUUACUCUAGGCCGCCCGUGUCUCUGCCGGCGCGAUGCACGACGAAAGAGUCCUGCAGACAGAACCAACUUCAGCCACGAGAUUGCCGUGUUGACUCUAGAAUCUGCAAUGGAUAUGCUCGACCUCAUCCCGGACCAGCCUAAUGCCGUUCAGCUGUACGAGAUCGCCCCUUGGUGGUGCAUCCUGCACUAUCUCAUGCAGGCGGCGACGGUCUUGUUGCUCGAACUCUCAUUUGGCACAGUCCAUAUGCCAGAAAGGGAAGAGGGAUUCAUUGCAUUGGCUAAAAAGUCCGUCCGAUGGCUCUACGCCAUGUCCGAACACAGUGUUGCUUCCCGCCGUGCCUGGCAGCUCUGCGAUACCUGCCUGCGCCGUCUCGGCACUGGUAUGAAAUUCGACGUUUCUGACAUCCCUACAAACUCCUACCACCCGGCACCUACAUCAACCCUCGACAAUAGCAGUACCGGUCAAAUCAACCGGUCCGAGCACCCUGGAUUGUCUCAGAACAUGUGGGGUCCGACAUUCGACGACCUCUCCCUGAAUAGCAACUAUAGCCAGCCGUUCCCGCUGGGAGGCGAAAACUACAAUUACGCGGCUAUCUCGGACGUCUCGACCUCAGAACCCAUGAACUCGUUCUCGGCCGAUGGCCACAUUGCGGAUGAUCUGUACUUCCCCUAUGACCCUAUCAGCGGCAGCUUCAUUCGGUCUUUCUUCCCUCAUAACAACGACGAAGAUCAUUGGUACCAAAACUGA
Messenger RNA from Penicillium argentinense, 2634 nucleotides. RefSeq names its product Zn(II)2Cys6 transcription factor. The record is from RefSeq and is a predicted model, not a curated record. Bases 1 to 2634 code for a protein of 877 amino acids. Gene Ontology annotation, biological process: DNA-templated transcription; regulation of DNA-templated transcription. Gene Ontology annotation, molecular function: zinc ion binding; DNA-binding transcription factor activity, RNA polymerase II-specific; DNA binding. NCBI's taxonomy places the organism in Eukaryota, Fungi, Ascomycota, Eurotiomycetes, Eurotiales, Aspergillaceae. The transcript has 4 exons.